UGCCAGGAACUGGUUUCGUCUCUCAGCACUGGUCCCUGUCUGCCCCUUCUGUGGCUGUGUGCUGGAUCACCCCAUGUCCCAAGGUGCAGGACAGGUCGGGGCUGGCUGGGGCCAGGGCUCAGCUCCCCCCUCUGCAGGGACAAACGCUGCCGUCUGCCUGCAGAACCCCGUCCCCUCGGCGUCCCCAUGGGUGUCUUGAGCUGCGUGAAGUACCUGAUGUUCAUCUUCAACGUGCUGGUGUUUGCCGGGGGGACGUGCCUGGUGGGUGUCGGGGUCUGGGUGGCUGUGGACCCGGCUGGUUUCCAGGACAUCGUGGCCACCAAGCCUGUGCUGAGGGCUGGCGCCUACCUGCUGCUGGCCGUGGGCAUCGCCCUCUCGCUGUUGGGCUUCCUGGGCUGCUGCGGGGCCCUGCGCCAGAGCCGGCUCCUGCUGCUGGUGUUCUUCGUCCUCGUGAGCCUCGUCUUUGUCACACAGCUGGUCGGGGCUGUGCUCUUCCUGGUGCACUGGAAACAGAUCCGCCCAGAGCUCUUCCUGUCUGAGCUGCGGAGGAACUACCGUGGGGAUGAGGACGCCGAGGUCUUCUCUGUGGCCUGGAACACCCUCAUGGUCAUGUUCUCCUGUUGCGGCGUUUUAGGGCCUGAAGACUUUGGGAAUGGCUCCCGGUUCCAGGAGCUGCAUCCAGGGACACCCUGGCCACGGGCGUGCUGUGCCCGGGAUGGGCUCCUGCAGGCAGGCGAGCUGCUGGGCUGGGAGCAGUGCCGGGAGAGGAGCCCUGGCUACAUCCACGAGCAGGGCUGCUUCCCCACCUUCGGCAGGACCUUGCAGAAUUACAUCUCCGUCCCCGGGACCUGCAGCUUGGCCGUGCUGGGCAUCGAGAUCUUUGCCAUGUUCUUUGCUUUUUGCCUUUACUACAACUUCGACUGAGCAGGACCCUGGGAGCAGUGCUCCUGGCCACUGCCAGUGCAGCAGAGAUGAGCUGAGGGUUUUGGAAACAGCAGCAGGCAAGGAUGCUCCAUUUUCUUGCAUAUUGCAGCCCAGCUCCGUAGUUCAGGAGUUUUUCUGAGUCCUGUGUCCGCUCCAGGGGGCAAAUAAGAAUGACCUGGCUCACUUGUCCUGGAGCAGGGACAGGACAUGGGUCAAAUUCUUUACACCCAAACACGCAGAGCAGGAGCCUGAGCUCUGGACUUGGUCACGCUGCAAUCUGCCAGUAACAUAGCUGUGACGACACGGAGUCCUGCCCCCAACAUCUUCUGGCCUGCUCUACCACCAACAGUUACAGCAUGGGUCAGGCUAUCAGAGUCCUCCUUCCUCUCAACGCUCUCAGCCUCACUGCCCUGUCCCACACUCCCACAUGCCUUUCUUCCACAUCCUGCCCGCUCCCACACCUCUGGGUCCCCCUUUGGGUUUUUCUCCAUCCUCAGCACUCAGCUGGUGCUUUUCGCUAUCCAGCCCCUGGAGACACAACAGCACCUAGACUCAUUCCACAUCCGAGCUUGUGUUAAAUGCUGUAAGCUGCAACUGGACUGUAGCAUGCUGCUCCAGAGACAGUUUUAAGAGACAGAAGUUUAGAGCUUAAAUUACUGAGGUAUCCUUAAGUUACCUUUAUUUUACAAGGCAAAUGAAGCCUUCACCAGAGAAGGAUUUCAACAGUUUAACACUGCAAACAAGUUCUAGUAUAUCUGUCACUCAGCUUUUGUUCACUGUACAUUUUGAGGCAAGGACACAAAUAGAAACAUCAGUCUUUAGUGCUGUUUGCAUUCCUUUGAGAGAAAGCUGGUAGUCAGAAGCAGCACUGGUACUUCCAAUUGUCCUUUUCUUCAGAAUACUCUGAAACCCCCAAACAAAAUGUAAACCUCAGGGAAAAAAAAAAGUUUAUAAAUAAAAUAUAAAGCUUUUAUUUAAUAGAACUUCUGACAGAAAAACACCUAGGAGAUAGAAAAACAAAGCCUACUACUAUUAAUAUUAAAAUAUUUAGUUAUACCUGUGUAAAGAAAAAAGGACAGCAAAAACAAAGUUGACAGCCACACCAGGAAUAAAAAUCACUUAGGACUCCAGGCGAGAUUUCUUCUCUUUCUUGGUGAUAUCACUCCCUUUUCUUUUCAGCAUGAUAGAUUCACUGGUGGUACUUGUUUCACUCUGAUUUGUUUUCUCUUCUAAAGCCUUGGAAGCCUGUGAUUACACAAGAAAUAAAAGUAACAGCUGUGAAUAA
Anas platyrhynchos (mallard) is the source of this 2209-nucleotide messenger RNA. RefSeq names its product tetraspanin-18-like. Lineage: Eukaryota; Metazoa; Chordata; Aves; Anseriformes; Anatidae. Gene Ontology annotation, cellular component: plasma membrane. The record is from RefSeq and is a predicted model, not a curated record.